Striga hermonthica is the source of this 702-nucleotide messenger RNA. The record is from the annotation of a GenBank genome assembly. Lineage: Eukaryota; Viridiplantae; Streptophyta; Magnoliopsida; Lamiales; Orobanchaceae.
AUGGCCUCCGCCGCGAUUGCCAAAUUAACCUACUCCGCCAACGCGCCGCUGCCCCGCCCCUCAAAUUCCCCUAAAUUCGCCGCCAUUUCAUUCGCGCCGCGCCCGACAGGAUUCCGCCCUUCGCCGCCCAGUUUCGUCCUUAAUCGCUCUGCAAAUGGAUCGUCCCUUCCGGUUAUCAGAGCUCAGGGCUCGACAGAUUACGUACCUGAGGCCAAUUUCUACAAGGUUGAAGCCAUUUUAAGGCCAUGGAGGAUCCCACAGGUUUCAUCGGCUUUGCUUAAAAUGGGAAUCCGUGGGGUUACCGUGUCUGAUGUACGAGGAUUUGGUGCUCAAGGUGGCUCACCAGAAAGACAAGCAGGCAUAGUUCAUAUUAUACAACUGGAUUCUGUUAUUGUGUUUUCUCCCCAAAAGUGCCUUGAAUUUAUUCCUGCAUCAAAUAUUUUUCUUUCUUCAGGCUCUGAAUUUUCUGAGGACAAUUUUGUUGUAAAGGUUAAGAUGGAAAUUGUUGUGAGCAAACAUCAGGUUGAAGAAGUUAUUGAUAAGAUAAUACACGAGGCAAGGACUGGAGAGAUCGGAGAUGGCAAGAUUUUCCUGACCCCCGUAGCAGACAUAAUAAGAGUCCGCACAGGUGAGAGAGGAGAAAAAGCUGAGAGGAUGGUUGGGGGACAUGCUGACAUGUCCUCCGCUCGACCGUCCGCUUGA